Prorocentrum cordatum is the source of this 414-nucleotide messenger RNA. NCBI's taxonomy places the organism in Eukaryota, Dinophyceae, Prorocentrales, Prorocentraceae. The record is from the annotation of a GenBank genome assembly.
AUGGAAACCCAUCUCCUACUGGAAACUUCGGCGCUCCGCGCGGAUUUCUUGGGAAUGCGACCGACCCCCCUGGCGGCCAACACCCGACACAGCGAGAGCGCCGACGCGCCCUCCAGCGCUGGCGCCCGACGCCUCGCCGCCGGGGCGCGCGCGCGCGGCCGCCGGCAGAGCCGCCGGCGCCGGCGGCAACAGCUGCCGCUUGUGCCGCCGCCGGGGCCCGGGCUGCGCGCCCAGUCGGAGAGCGAAGAGUUCUCGGAGGUCGGCAGGCCUCCUACCCUGGCACGUCGAUUCGCGAAUUGGCCGGUGUCGGUUCGCGAGGGGGCGUCGCGGCCUUCGUGUUUGCGGGUCCAGCAUCACCUGGCAUUAGAAAUUGUCAAUUGCGUGGUGAUUGGAGUAGCCGACCCGAUCCUCUAG